AGAGGCGAACCGUAUUGCAGCUUCUUCUGCUAUCGAUCAAGGAAGACAGGAGCGCGCUACACCCACUUCGUCAACAAACUGCUUUCACAGCUGUAAUCGUCGACUACGCCUCCCCCCCUCCUCCGCUGCUUUUUGUUGCCGUCGCGUUUUCCCCUCGUCGUGUGCGGAGCUCACGCAGGUCUUCUCUCCAUUUCUCUGGUUUAGUGCUUUUGUUUUCCAACGCCGUUCAUCUUGGAUUCCUCAUGUACCGCCCUAACGUGUGCUGCUUCAUCUUUAAUGAGAAGGUGGAGUUCCUGAGCUGCCAACGCAUCAAGAGCGAGCACUAUCAGUGUGUGCAGGGUGGCAUCGAGGCUCGCGACCACGACGUGACGUUGGCCGCUUUUCGUGAGAUCGAAGAAGAGAUCGGGCUGCGUCCGGAGGACCUCACCUUCGUGCAGGAGAUCCCGCCGCCCAACGGAGAUGCGAUGAACUUUGCGUACUCGCUCUCCGCGCACGCCAACCUUCGCAGCUACGGCUACAUUGGACAGAAGCAACGCGUCUUGCUGUUCUAUACGCCGUCAGCGAAUAUUGAAAAGGUGGUGCUCAUCCCACCGCCAGAGCUGCACGCGCAACAGGAGUUUCGGAAGGUGGAGUGGCUGCCGAUCGAGGAGCUGACGGCGCGGUCGAUGCCGGAGAAGAUGCACAUUUUUCGGGCCGUGUCCGCCGUGGCCCCCGACCUUGCCCGGUCGUUUCUCCAGUCGAGAGGGAUCCUUCCGGCUACAUUGGAGUCCGCGAAGUAUUAA
This is a messenger RNA of Leptomonas pyrrhocoris, 782 nucleotides long. RefSeq lists its product as hypothetical. Lineage: Eukaryota; Euglenozoa; Kinetoplastea; Trypanosomatida; Trypanosomatidae. Gene Ontology annotation, biological process: deadenylation-dependent decapping of nuclear-transcribed mRNA. The transcript has a single exon. Gene Ontology annotation, cellular component: cytoplasm. Bases 243 to 782 code for a protein of 179 amino acids. The record is from RefSeq and is a predicted model, not a curated record.